AUGGAGUUGAUUUGUACUCACGCCCUCAGAAUAGUUGUUCUAAACCUACUGGAAGCACAAUAUAGUGAAAGGAACUUAAUCACCUUCUUUGAGAAUUUCCUUAACUUCAUUUUUGUGCUCCAUACGUGGUUUUUAUCAAGGAUCCAGGAAGACUUUAGAGGUGGAAAAAUUAAUCUAGAUAAAACUGUGAAAUUACUUGAAAAAUUAGAUAUCCGGUGCCAUGUUGUUCAUGUGAAAUAUGUUUUUAAGGAUAAUGACAGGCUGAAGCAAGGAAAAAUCACCAUAGAAGAGUUUAGAGCAAUUUAUCGAAUUAUUGCACACAGAGAAGAAGUUUUUGAGAUUUUCAACACAUAUUCCUCGAACCGGAAAAUUCUUUCUGCAAAAAAUCUGACUGACUUUCUGAUGCAAGAACAGUAUGCAGUCGAGACAAGUACACCUUUGGUUUAUGAAAUCAUUCAAAAAUAUGAGCCCAUUGAAGAAGUGAAGAAACAACAGGCGAUGUCAUUUGAAGGUUUUACAAGAUACAUGGAUUCAACUGAAUGUUUACUAUUUAAAAAUGAGUGUAAAAAAGUUUAUCAAGAUAUGACUCAGCCAUUAAAUGAUUAUUUUAUCUCAAGUUCACAUAAUACAUACUUGAUAUCUGAUCAGUUAUUGGGAAGAAGUGACCUUUGGGGAUAUGUAAGUGCCCUUGUGAAAGGAUGCCGUUGUCUAGAAAUCGACUGCUGGGAUGGAGCCCAAAAUGAACCUGUUGUAUACCAUGGCUACACACUCACCAGCAAGAUUCUGUUUAAAACUGUUAUCCAAGUGAUACACAAAUAUGCGUUCAUGACAUCUGACUACCCAGUGGUGCUCUCUUUAGAAAAUCACUGCUCCCCCUCCCAACAAGAAGUGAUGGCAGACAAUUUGCAGACUAUUUUGGGAGAUACUCUGCUUUCUGAUAUACUUGAUGAUUUUCCAGACAAACUGCCUUCACCAGAGGCAUUAAAAUUCAAAAUAUUAGUUAAAAACAAAAAAAUAGGAACCUUAAAGGAAACCCGGGAGAGGAGAGGUUCUGAUACACAUGGCCAGGUAGGGGAAUGCGAAGAAGAAGAAACAGAACAAGAAGAGGAGGAGGAUGAAUACAAAGACUCUGAUGCAUCUGAUAUUUUUCUGGUAAAAGAAACUCAAGAAAAGGAAGGAGAUACAAAAAAGGCAGGUGGAUUAACACUUUUCAAGAGAAAGACCUCGAAGGUAAAAAUAGCUCUGGCUCUAUCUGAUCUUGUCAUUUAUACUAAAGCUGAGAAGUUCAGAACCUUUCAACAUUCAAGGAUGUAUCAGCAAUUUAAUGAAAAUAAUUCUAUUGGGGAGGCACGAGCCCGAAAACUUUUAAAGCUGAGAGCCCACGAAUUUAUUAUUCACACCAGGAAGUUCAUUACCAGAAUAUAUCCCAAGGCAACAAGAACGGACUCCUCUAAUUAUAAUCCUCAAGAAUUUUGGAACAUAGGUUGUCAAAUGGUGGCCUUAAAUUUCCAGACCCCUGGUCUGCCUAUGGACCUGCAAAAUGGGAAAUUUUUGGAUAAUGGUGGUUCUGGAUAUAUUUUGAAACCACAAUUCCUAAGAGAUGGUAAAUCAAACUUUAAUCCAAGUGAAAAACCAAAAGACAGUAAUCCAGUUACACUUACAAUAAGGCUCAUCAGUGGUAUCCAGUUGCCUCCUAGUUAUCACUCAUCAACCAACAAAGCAGACACCCUGGUGAUAAUAGAAAUUUUUGGUGUUCCAAAUGAUCGAGUGAAACAGCAGACUCGUGUAAUUAAAAAAAAUGCUUUUAGUCCAAGAUGGAAUGAAACAUUCACAUUUAUUAUUCACAUGCCAGAAUUGGCUCUGAUACGAUUUGUUGUUGAAAAUCAAGGUACGCUAACUGGAAAUGAAUUUCUCGGGCAAUAUACUUUACCAGUUCUAUGCAUGAACAAAGGUUACCGUCGUGUUCCUCUGUUUUCCAGAUUUGGUGAAAGUCUUGAUCCUGCUUCGCUGUUUAUUUAUGUUUGGUACAUCCGAUAG
Molecule: messenger RNA, 2037 nt
Organism: Choloepus didactylus (southern two-toed sloth)
Lineage: Eukaryota; Metazoa; Chordata; Mammalia; Pilosa; Megalonychidae
Gene: PLCZ1
Product: phospholipase C zeta 1
Exons: 13
Coding region: 1-2037 (678 amino acids)
Biological process (GO): lipid metabolic process; positive regulation of cytosolic calcium ion concentration involved in egg activation; intracellular signal transduction
Cellular component (GO): nucleus
Molecular function (GO): calcium ion binding; phosphatidylinositol-4,5-bisphosphate phospholipase C activity
Source: RefSeq, a predicted model, not a curated record